This is a messenger RNA of Tarenaya hassleriana, 1668 nucleotides long. RefSeq names its product EVI5-like protein. The transcript has 8 exons. The record is from RefSeq and is a predicted model, not a curated record. Lineage: Eukaryota; Viridiplantae; Streptophyta; Magnoliopsida; Brassicales; Cleomaceae. The coding region runs from base 349 to 1401 and encodes 350 amino acids.
ACAUCUGGAAAACCAUUAUACGCGUUUUGAGUUUUCGAUUUGAGAUCUCCUUGCCUCUUCGAUUCUCUGUUCCUUCUUCUUCUUCUUCAAUCUAUCGACUCCUUUUUCUUCGGAACUUGAUGUCGGAGUUCUGAUUUCUCCCAAAAUCCCCGGAUAAAGUUCUUGGAUUUUGGGUCGUUUUGAUUCGUUGGAAAAAUACUGAUUUCGGUGAGACCCUUUGAUCUCUGACCAAAUGUGUUUGGUGCCUGUGAGAGAGUGACAUUGGUCGCAUGAUCACAAUGUUGAGAAGACGGAGAUUGUGAACCUUGGCUUGACCAAUGCUAGAUAGAGACUAUUCAGGAUAGUGGAAUGGAAAGAAAAAGAACAGAUGACGGCGAACCAGGACCGGUCCCUACGCAUGUACCGGUGGAUAGAUUCGGAUUUCUGAAACAGGAACACGGCAGUUCACCAAAGACUAGAUCGUCCACUGAAUAUGAGAGGGAAGAGAGAAGGGUGAGAAAAUGGAGGAAGAUGAUCGGUGUUGGGGGUAGUGACUGGAAGCAUUAUGUCAGGAGAAAACCCCAUGUCGUCAAAAGGCGUAUACGGAAGGGAAUCCCCGAUUGCUUAAGGGGUCUUGUUUGGCAGUUGAUCUCUGGAAGUCGGGACCUUUUACUUAUAAAUCCUGGCGUCUAUGAGCAACUGGUGAUCUAUGAGACGUCGGCAUCUGAACUUGAUAUCAUUAGGGACAUCUCCCGUACCUUCCCAUCACAUGUUUUCUUCCAGAAGAGGCAUGGACCUGGACAAAGAUCGCUUUACAAUGUCCUAAAGGCGUACUCUGUCUACGACAGAGAUGUUGGAUAUGUGCAAGGGAUGGGUUUCCUAGCUGGUCUUCUGCUUCUCUAUAUGAGCGAAGAAGAUGCGUUCUGGUUAGUAGUCGCAUUACUCAAAGGAGCUGUUCAUGCCCCCAUGGAAGGUUUGUAUCAGGCCGGGCUUCCCCUUGUACAACAAUACCUGUCUCAGUUUGAACUCUUGGUUAAGGAGCAAAUGCCAAAGCUUGGAGAACAUUUCACUCAAGAAAUGAUAAACCCUAGCAUGUACGCCAGUCAGUGGUUCAUCACUGUUUUCUCGUAUUCUUUUCCAUUCCCUUUGGCCCUCCGAAUAUGGGACGUGUUCCUCUACGAGGGCGUAAAAAUCGUUUUCAAGGUGGGAUUAGCAUUGUUGAAGUAUUGCCAUGACGACCUGGUGAAAUUACCGUUCGAGAAGCUCAUACAUGCUCUCAGAAAUUUCCCGGAAGAUGCAAUGGAUCCAGAUACCUUGCUUCCAUUGGCUUACUCCAUCAAGGUAUCAAAGCGUUUAGAAGAACUCAAGCAUGAAGACGAGAAGAACAAUGGAAAACCGGCUCAGCCGGCUAAACCACAGUAACCGAGAGAGCCUAAACCGGAACCGAUUCAAUGCCGACUCUGAUGCUGCUGGAUAACUUUUUUGUUUAGUAAGUUAUUUUUUUGUUUUCAUCAUUUUCUGAUAGAAAGCGUCUCAUACCGAAUGGAGGGAGGAGGAUGUCAACAAGUCGGUCCAAUUUCCCAAACAGAGAUGCUCUUUGAUUCUUUUGCAUGAGAUGCUAAAUGUGUGUACAGCAUGUUAUCAAUCGCUUCCUUCAACAUGAAAAUAAUCUCCCCUCUUCCGUAUGCA